CUUGUUACAGCCCGCCUUUUUUCCACAGAGACAUGGCGGAGCGUAACAUUCCUGCGAAGAUGAACCACCUCUGCUGUCAAAUAUGCAGAAACCUUCUCAGGAAUCCUGUGAUGAUUCCUUGCGGACACAACUUUUGCAUGCGCUGCAUCCAGGACCAAUGGGAUUGUGACCAGCUGAGGAGCAGUCUCUACAGGUGCCCCGAAUGUGAAUAUGAGUUUCCAUCCAGACCUCAGCUGAUCAAGAACACAACUCUAGCUGAGGUGGUGAGAGAGACAGAAAUGAGUUGUAAUAAGGAGCAGCAGUCCUCAGAAGGGCACCAGAGAGUCCUGAAGAGACCCCGGAGCUGUGCAGAAACAUCGGAGAGCACUUUGUGUGGGAAACACGACAAGCCCCUGGAUGUUUACUGCUGCACAGAUGAGCAGAUCAUAUGUGCACAGUGUGCUUCAGCUGAGCAUGGAGGACACAGGAUCGGGUGGGUGAAGGAGGAACGGAGGCGGAAGGAGAAGGAACUUAGGGACAUGCAGACAAAGUUCAAGCAGACUCUUCAGAAGCAAGAAAGGAAAAGGGAGAUGAUGGGGGAGAUGAUCGGACAGAUUCAGGACGAGGCGAGAAAAACAGAAGCCUUCUGUGAAAGCGUCAUAGUGGGCGCCAUCGACUCCCUUCAGAAACAUUACCUAUCAGUGAAGGAAGCGAUUGCAGCUCAGGAGGAGGCGGCUGCAGCUCAGGUUCGCCUCUCGCUAAAGAGCCUGGAGGAGGAGAUGAAGCAGAUGAAGAAGAGGGAUGCUAAGCUGGACCACCUGGCACAUACUGAGAGCAACAUCCGUUUCCUGCAGAAAUGGCCCUCUCUGAAGCUCCUCUGUGACCACUCUUUCCAGGAGCUUUCAGAGGAUCCACUCCUCCACUUUGAGCUCACAAAGAGAGCCGUUGAACAGCUUGGGAAGCAACUGGAGGAAUUCUGUGACAAAGAAUUUGCUUCAAUCUGUAACACUGCUGAUGGUGAGGAGCAGCAGGAAUCAGCAUCAGAGACAGAGGAAGAUGAUGUCCAGCGAAGAAGUGAAGCCAGUGUCUCACAGCCCCGUGUUAGCAGGACUCUGGCUAAACAGAAAGUGGAGCCUAAAACCAGAGAAGAGUUCCUGCAGUAUGCGUGUGAGCUCUCUCUGGACCCCACGACAGCUCAUGAGGACCUGGUUAUUUUGGAAGGAGAGAAGACGGUUAAGCUGCGCAGCGAGAGGUCCAAGAAUCCUAGUGUUCGUUACCCAGAGAGGUUUAUACAUCGGCGGCAGGUGCUGUGCAGGGAGGGACUGCAAGCUGACUGCUACUAUGAGGUAGAGGUGAAAGGAGACAAGGCAGAGAUCGCUCUCACCUACAAAGGAAUAGACAGAAAAUCCCGCACUACACUGUCAGCCUUUGGGGCCAAAGCAAAUUCCUGGAGUCUGGAUCUAUCUAAACAUUACUCUGUGAGCCACAAUUCUGAAAGCAUCCAGCUCACUACACCACCCCGUCAUCACAGGGUUGGAAUUUAUCUUAAAUUUCAAACUGGAACUUUGUCUUUCUAUGAGGUGUCGGACAGUAUGAACUUCCUGUACAAGGUUGAAGCCAAGUUCAGAGAGCCGCUGUAUCCCGGAUUCUGGCUCGGAGAGAAAUGUUGCAUCAGGAUCUGUGAUCUGAGACAGAGCCGACUGUAAAAGUACCGAAGACAACCGCAAACAGCUUCUUUCUACUUGAAGGGAAAUUAAAAAUAAUAUGUUUUGAUUGCUGUAUAGAUUGCACAGUGCAUGUCUGUUUCCUACGACGUGUGGGGUGGUUGAUAACUCUGCAGUAUCUGAAGCCCAAAUUGCCUAUAUUUUUAUGUUUGUAUAAAUUCAAUCAUAUAAAAUUGCAUUUUUAUUCAUGCUGGACAUGUUUUAGAUAAAGAGAUGAACUAUACUGGUCUGUGGACAGAGUGCCGAAUGUAGAAGAAUGUCUUGUUUCUACAUAGCCUCCAAAGGCAAGAUUUACUUCAGCAGCAGACCCUCAAGUACUCACAGAUGGAGAAACUAUAUAGCUUUUGCAGAAGCAUGAAGAGACAAAAGACAGCAGGUGAUGCCUGUAGAGGAGAGCAGAUGUGGUGCUCUUUGGCUGUUUUCUUUAGUGUGCACUGCAGAAAAGUUCCUGGGACUGUUCAGUGAAGGAGUUGAACUUCUUCGAGGAGUUAAAUACUGCCACAAACCUCGACUCAGGUGAAUCUAAGCUAACUUUGAAAACUAUUUUGUACAUAUAUAUAUAUAUAUAUAUAUUUGUGUUUCUAUUAAACAUUGCUUUGUGAGAUUACUGUGUCCAGAAGAGGGCGCCAUGUGUCUGCGGUUUGCCUAAUACUCUAGCCUUGUAUGGAAUGUCAGUUAGGUCAAUAUUAAAGAACUAAAUAAACAAGUGGACAAAAACAAAUGUAAUUAAUUAAUCCUGAAAUAUUUUUUAAUAAAAAAAAUAAAGACGC
Molecule: messenger RNA, 2473 nt
Organism: Oreochromis aureus
Lineage: Eukaryota; Metazoa; Chordata; Actinopteri; Cichliformes; Cichlidae
Product: tripartite motif-containing protein 16-like protein
Exons: 7
Coding region: 33-1685 (550 amino acids)
Molecular function (GO): protein binding; zinc ion binding
Source: RefSeq, a predicted model, not a curated record